Tyto alba (common barn owl) is the source of this 1057-nucleotide messenger RNA. RefSeq names its product cystatin-B. The transcript is spliced from 3 exons. Gene Ontology annotation, molecular function: cysteine-type endopeptidase inhibitor activity. Gene Ontology annotation, cellular component: cytosol. NCBI's taxonomy places the organism in Eukaryota, Metazoa, Chordata, Aves, Strigiformes, Tytonidae. The coding region runs from base 64 to 360 and encodes 98 amino acids. The record is from RefSeq and is a predicted model, not a curated record.
AGAAAGGGGAAGGGGAAGGGGAAGGGGAAGGGGAAGGGGAAGGGGAAGGGAGCGGCCGCCGCCAUGUUGUGUGGAGGCACCUCGGCGGCUCGGCCCGCCACCGCCGAGACGCAGCAGAUCGCGGAUGAGGUGAAACCUCAUCUAGAAGAAAAAGAAGGGAAAACGUUUGAUGUCUUCACUGCAGUGGAAUUUAAAACUCAGGUGGUUGCUGGAACAAACUACUUCAUCAAGGUCCAUGUUGGCAAUGAGGAGUUUGUGCACCUGCGGGUGUUCAGAAGCCUUCCUCACGAGAAUAAGCCGCUGAGUCUCCACAGCUACCAGAGCAGCAAGACUAAGCAUGAUGAACUGGCUUUUUUCUAGCAAGCUUAUCUUACGCAUCUUCCUAAUGGUUUCUUACGUGCAUUUUCUAUAGGCCGCAAACUGUUGAUUCCUGUGCCAACAAAGGACAAAAGAAGGUGUAUUUUUUUUUGUCGCUUAAUGCUGGAAAAAAAUCAGUGUCUUUUAUGCCACUCCCUUACUUUGCAAUAUCUCAAUUUUAGAGUCGCACAGCUCUCCUUUCACCUACACUAAUGCAAACCCAAGUAGCUGCACUGACUUCUGUGCAACUUAACAGGAAUACUGUGGCUGAGUCCUGUUUGUGGACUUCCUUGGUCUGGAAAUUGAAAGGGGAGUGACAGUAGCACUCACGUUUGCAGCAAGCAGCAAGAGGAAAAGCCUGAAUCUCUUCUGUGCUGUUUUGCAACUGUGAACGUAUCUGUAGAUUUAAAUUGUGCUAUGUAUUUUAUUGGCAAGGACCUGAACAGAGACUUGAGGUAAAGCGAUUUUGAAAGCAAGAGAAAGGAGGAGGAUUAUAGUCUUUGGAAACAAGCAUUCCCUUGGAAAUCAUGUUUACUGUCUUGCAGCAGCAGGACAUAAUGUCCAGUAGAGGGUGUAUGAGUUAAAAAAAAAAAAACAAAACACUUGCUUAUUUUCUCAGUCUGAAGGAAAAGUCCUGGAAAGGAACUUAAGCUGGACAAGCCUUUGUGUAUUAAUAACAAUAAAUAUUUCUCUGAACUGA